Molecule: messenger RNA, 1614 nt
Organism: Penicillium nucicola
Lineage: Eukaryota; Fungi; Ascomycota; Eurotiomycetes; Eurotiales; Aspergillaceae
Product: putative cysteine synthase B
Exons: 3
Cellular component (GO): cytoplasm
Molecular function (GO): cysteine synthase activity; cystathionine beta-synthase activity
Source: RefSeq, a predicted model, not a curated record
UACUUGAUCAUUUCAUCCGCCAAUAUGACCAACAUCAAUGAGUGCAAUACCUAUUUUGGACCUGACUCUUUGAAAAAGUACUUCGACCCUGACUCCCAGCCUCCCUUACCUCUUGUGGAGCUACCACCUCAUCUGAACCCCUACUAUGAAGAUGGGGUGCGGAUAUAUGCCAAGAUGAUGACAAUGCAUCCAGCAAAUAAUGUCAAAGCAAUGCCCGCAAUGAACAUGCUUGAAACUAGUGUUGUACCUGGCGAGACAGAACGAAUCGUUGAGUAUAGUUCUGGAUCAACGGUCAUCUCAAUGUCGAUGGUUGCCCGUGUCAUGCACGGAGUGAAUGAUACUCGGGCAUUCUUGAGCAACAAAACAAGUGAUGCAAAAUUGAAACUGAUGCAGUUUUUUGGCUUGGAUAUCACACUAUUUGGCGGUCCAUCUCAACCAGAGCCAAUUGACGAGAGAGGUGGUAUUCAAAAUGCCCGGAGACAGGCCACGGAGUCUGACAAGAUUGUCAACCCGAACCAGUAUGAGAACAGUAAAAACUGGCAGUCGCAUAUCCGGUGGACCGGUCCUCAGAUUUUUAAGCAGCUACCUGAGAUUAAUGUUCUAUGUGGUGGCAUGGGUACUUCAGGUACUAUGACCGGACUGGGUACAUAUUUCAAAGGAGUCAAGCCGUCGGUUUACAGACUUGGGGUCUGCACAGCCCCUGGAGAUCGGGUACCUGGUCCCAGGUCAUACGCCCUGAUGCGCCCUGUCGAGUUUCCCUGGAAAGAAGCUGUGGAUAUCAUUGAAGAAGUUGGUUCCCUGGAGUCAUACACUUUGUCCCUGAAUCUUUGCCGAGAGGGACUGGUCUGUGGCCCAUCAUCCGGUUUUAAUCUACAGGGACUGUUUCAGACCCUGGAGAAGCGCAAAGCCGAGGGAACCCUUUCUGAGCUUUCAGGUCCGGAUGGCAAAACCCACUGCGUCUUCCUCUGCUGCGACUUGCCAUAUCAGUAUAUCGGCGAGUACUUUGAAAAGCUUGGCGAUGAACAGUUCCACCCAAUCCGAAAUGAGCGCUUGACAAAGGUCGAUCUGCACCGUUACGAUGAGAGUUGGGAGCGUGACGCACUGGAGGUCCUACCGCAAUUCUAUGGAUCACCACGAACCCUCGCCCAAUGCGAGCUGAGCGAGAUAGCAUUGAAGACCCAGAAUCGCGUUCUAGACCUAAGAAAGCCUCUUGACUUCUACGCGUGGCACCUUCCCGGUUCGAUGAAUCUUCCAUUGUUCAGCGUGAAGCCUCACGACCCAUCGCCGUUUUCAGAUCCGGGGGUGCUGGAGGCGCAAUGGGUGGAGCUGGAGAAGGUUUUCACAGAUGAAGUCUUGGUUUCAGACCUGAGAAGGCAUCAUGUUCUCGUGGUUUGCUACGAUGGAGACUCGGCACGCGUGGCUACCAGCGUGCUUCGGGCGAAAGGUAUCGAAGCGGACAGCGUGCAUGGAGGCCACCGUGCGCUGAAGAUGUACGGCAUCGGGAGUGAGGGUCCGAUCCCUGUCAAGAUGCCGCCUGAGACUACUAUUUCCGUCACAUCAGUGCCCCUUGAGCAGACAACGCAAUCGGAAUGUAGGGUUGGAUCUGCCAUGUGA